AUGGCUUCCAAGUACUAUGCUCAGACCAUAUCUUCUGGGUCUGUCAAGGGUGGGGGUCUCACUCGGAUGUCUUCCGUCCAUUCCACUGGCUCAUGCAGAGCACCAAGCCUGGCCUUUGGCAGCAGGAGCAUCUCCACCUCUUCCAUGAAGCUGGGAGCUGGGAGCAUUUGCUCACCUGGGCCUGGGUUUCUUGGAAGCUACGGCUGGCACGAUGAAGGGAUCCUGAGUUGCAAUGAAAAGGAGCUGAUGCAGUGCUUGAAUGACCGCCUGGCCAGUUACCUGGAGAGAGUGCGCUGCCUGGAGCAGGAAAACGCCAACCUGGAAUGCAAGAUCCGGGAGUGGUAUGAAUGUCAAGUCCCCUACGUCUGCAUCGACUUUCAAUCUUAUUACAAGAUCAUCGAGGAACUCCAGCACCAGAUCUUGUGCGCCAAGACAGACAAUGCCAGGCUGGUCUUGGAAAUUGACAAUGCUCGCCUAGCUGCUGACGACUUCAGGACCAAGUACGAGACAGAGCUGGCUCUUCGCCAGAGUGUUGAGGCUGACAUCAAUGGGCUGCGCCGAAUCCUGGAUGAAUUGACUUUAUGCCGGUCAGACCUGGAAGCUCAGCUUGAAUCCCUUAAGGAGGAACUCAUUUGUCUCAGGAAGAACCAUGAGGAGGAAGCAAGCGGACUGCGCUCAAAGCUUGGGGCCAGAGUUAAUGUGGAGGUGGAUGCUGCCCCGUCGUGCGACCUGAACAAAAUCCUGGAUGAGAUACGGAGUCAGUAUGAGAGCCUGGCUGAAAAAAACCGCAGAGACGUUGAGACUUGGUUCACUUCUAAGAUGGAGGAGCUGAACCAGCAGGUGAUCUCCAGUGGUGAAGAGCUGCAGACCUGCCAGUCAGAGAUCAUUGAGCUGAGGCACACUGUCCAAGCCCUUGAGAUUGACCUGGAUGCCCAACAUAACAUGAAAAAUGCUCUAGAGUGCACCCUGCAAGAAACGGAGGCCCGCUAUAGCACCCAGCUGGCCCAGCUCCAGUGCCUGAUCAGCAACAUAGAAGGUCAGCUAGGAGACCUCCGGUGCGACAUGGAGCGCCAAAGCCACGAGUACAAGAUUCUCCUGGAUGUCAAGACACGCCUAGAAUCAGAGAUCACAACAUACCGACGUCUGCUGGAAGGAGAAGAUUACAAGUUCCCUAGGGCUCCGUGUGUGCCAGAAUGUCCCCCUCCAGUCUGUGCUCCGGUCCCCCAGAUCACCAAAAAGAUUCGCACCAUCACAGAGGAGAUUAAAGAUGGGAAGAUCAUAUCGUCUCGGGAACAAGUCCAGCACCUCACCCUCUAAGGCAACAAUACAUCAAAAAACGAAGCCAAUCCGUCCAGUCAGAAGGGAGAAAUCUUCAUUCUGUCAUGCCACUGCACAUAUUUUCAGGGCUAAUAUUCUGC
This is a messenger RNA of Podarcis muralis (Common wall lizard), 1418 nucleotides long. Its product is annotated as keratin, type I cuticular Ha6-like. Gene Ontology annotation, cellular component: cytoskeleton. Gene Ontology annotation, molecular function: structural molecule activity. The record is from RefSeq and is a predicted model, not a curated record. NCBI's taxonomy places the organism in Eukaryota, Metazoa, Chordata, Lepidosauria, Squamata, Lacertidae. Gene Ontology annotation, biological process: epithelial cell differentiation; intermediate filament organization.